Danio aesculapii is the source of this 419-nucleotide messenger RNA. RefSeq names its product cytochrome c oxidase subunit 7A2, mitochondrial (gene cox7a1). Gene Ontology annotation, biological process: regulation of oxidative phosphorylation; mitochondrial electron transport, cytochrome c to oxygen; mitochondrial respirasome assembly. The record is from RefSeq and is a predicted model, not a curated record. Lineage: Eukaryota; Metazoa; Chordata; Actinopteri; Cypriniformes; Danionidae.
GCUCCACUUCAGAAGUUCUGCAAUAUGUGUGUGUGUCCUUUUAAGGGCCUCGACUAGACGAGAAUCAACAAGCAUAACAGAGAGCAGCAUCGGACAUGAGGCAUUUACUGGGACUUCCACAGCUGGCUUCACGAGCCUUCAGCACAACAGUCCGGCAAAUGAAGAACAGGGUGCCGGAGAAACAGAAAAUUUUCCUGGAGGAUAAUGGUCUGCCUGUCCACAAAGGAGGCGCCACCGAUGCAAUUCUGUACCGUCUGACCAUGACCCUCACAGUAGUAGGUACUGGCUACUCCCUUUACUGGUUGAUCGCUGCUAUGCCCAAAAGAAAAGCAUAAUUCUUCUCAUGUUCCGUGAUUCUGUAUAAAAUCCAUUUUAUUUCAAAACCCUUCAACAAUAAACAUAGAUGUAAUUAAGUUCUA